Prunus persica (peach) is the source of this 912-nucleotide messenger RNA. Its product is annotated as protein FAR1-RELATED SEQUENCE 6. Gene Ontology annotation, biological process: regulation of DNA-templated transcription. NCBI's taxonomy places the organism in Eukaryota, Viridiplantae, Streptophyta, Magnoliopsida, Rosales, Rosaceae. The record is from RefSeq and is a predicted model, not a curated record. The transcript has a single exon. The coding region runs from base 1 to 912 and encodes 303 amino acids.
AUGGACUCCAACAGGUGGAGAGUUAUUAAAGUAGAGAUUGAGCAAAACCACUUGAUUAGUCCAGCAAGUGGAAAAUUUUAUAAAUCUCACAAGAGCGUAGGGGUUGGAACCAAAAGAGCGUUGCAAUUAGAUACUCCUGAAGAAGUACAAAAGAUCAAGCUAUUUAGAACAGUGAUCAUUGAUUCUGAGGGUAAUGGAAACAUAGAUGUUGAUGAAGGAGAAUCUUGGAAUAGAGUUUAUUACUCCAAUCAAUUGAAGCUUAAAGAAGGAGAUGACCAAGCAGUUCAGAAUUAUUUUUCUCGCUUCCAAUUAAUGGAUCCAAACUUCUUUUAUGUGGCGGAUCUAAAUGAGAAAGGAUGCUUGGGAAAUUUGUUUUGGGCUGAUGCAAGAAUGGGGGUUGCUUAUAGUUAUUUAUGUGAUGUGGUUUCCAUUGACACUACAUGCUUGGAAAACAAAUUUGAAGUCCCGCUGGUGUCAUUUAUUGGAGUAAAUCAUCAUAGACAAUUUGUGGUUCACUUGCAAGCGAGACAAUUGAAUCAUGUACAUGGCUGUUUAGAGCUUGGCUGCAUAUUGGGACGCCCUCCACACGCCAUCAUUACUUACCAAUGCAGAACAUUGCAAACUGCCAUUUCUGAUGUUUUCCUUAGAGCUUCUCAUUGUCUUUGCUUAUCGCAUAUAAUGCAAAGGGUUCUAGAAUAUUUGGGAGGAUUGUUAAAGUAUGAAGCAAUUAAAGAAUCUUUAAAUAUAGCAGUUUACUACUCUCUAAGGGUGGAGCAAUUCAAAGCAGCUUGGGAGUAUAUGGUCCAGCCCCAUGGAACUAGAGAUCAUAAAUGGCUUCAAGCAUUAUUUGAAGAGUCCAGUAUAUUUGAAGGAGACAUUUUUGGCAAGAAUGUUCCCUGUGCAACCAAGUGA